AUGAACGGCACCACGUCGAAGCCUCUUCAGCCUCUCUUCCACUGCAAAGAUCCCGUGCUUACGCACCACAGAGCGAACUGGUCGCCCAUAAAAAAUGAACGCAGCUCUCCCAGCAAGAAUAUCGCCGCGAGGCCGCAAACAGGCCGGUCAACGAAAACUCUGGCUGCUACGGACAUAACUUGCGACACUACGCGCACCGCGGCCACAGGUUCGCUUUACUCGUGCGCGAAUUCUCAUGCUACACCUGCCGCGAGAGUUGCUGGGCAGCGUGAUCACUCGAACUCGAGCAUCGACGAGGAGCAGACGCCUCGGCAGAACGCGACUUUCGACGCCGCACAGUCUCUCAGAGAUAGGACUUCGAUCUCGUGGUCGCCGUUUCCAAGUGCCAGAGGAAGAGGUCUUCUGUCUGUCUUGGCCGACAGCAGAAAAUCUGAAGAAUUGCAAGUUCUCGACGAUCCGCGGGCCGUACCUCGCGAUUCGUCACAUACUCCGGCUGGGCAAACAGUUCAAGGGAGCAUCCUAGGCCCGACGUCCGCCACCAAAAGACCACCUUUGUCGCGGUUCGAGAACGAAAAUACCAGAGCCAGGUCUCCAAGUCAACCUCCUCAAGCCCCGGUACUGACUCCCCCGGCACCAAGACGUCGAGACAGUGAGGCUCGGGCCCCAUUGUUCUUCUUCCCAGCGCAUAUGCCUCCUCCUCCCUCUGGGCCUUCGUCUGCCGGCAGCCCGUAUUCGUAUGGGCCAUACAACCUCGACGGACGCCGGUCCACCCGACGAGCAAGGAAGACUCAGGACAGGAAGCGAAUUCAGGCGGCGCGUGGUGAGUAUCGUGCGUAA
Phanerochaete carnosa HHB-10118-sp is the source of this 837-nucleotide messenger RNA. RefSeq lists its product as uncharacterized. NCBI's taxonomy places the organism in Eukaryota, Fungi, Basidiomycota, Agaricomycetes, Polyporales, Phanerochaetaceae. Bases 1 to 837 code for a protein of 278 amino acids. The record is from RefSeq and is a predicted model, not a curated record. The transcript has a single exon.